AUGCUCGGUCCCGAUCAGACGACAUUUGGUACUCCGAACUGGUCGGCCGACCAAUCAGAUGCUGGCUCUGAGCAUGAGGACGUCAACAGUGAGGAUGAGGCAGGGAGGGCGAAGACUCAAGAAGCGGCAAACAUCAGCAGACUGGUUGAUUCCCUGAGAGCAUACGAAGCGGCAACUGUACCUUUGCUCGCGGGAGUGGGGUCGGAGCAACGAUGGCGAAAUGUCGAACAUGACCUGGCACCCGAUGCAACAAUCGUCAGGUGGUCGGAGGACGGCGUUGGGAAAUUGUUGGGCGAUUCCGGCCUCUGCUGUACACUCAUGGACGAGGUUUUGCUAGCCACCAGGGAGCUCGCCGAUCUGGAGGCCGAGGCCUUGGCCAAAGCUGCGCUCAAGACCACGGCGGCGGAAUCGACCGGCAGCACGGGAGAGGUGACGGAGCAUGAGCGCAAGGCUGCCCUCAGUACCAGGUACCCAUGUGCCUUGACCUUGACGGACAUGCGCGACUUGGACGAGCGAUCGCACAAGCAGGUGAAGUUUCUGGCAGCAGAGAGAUCCAGGAUGCUUGGAUGGUUCGGUUUCGAACCGAACGUCACUGGGCUGAAGGAGACUGACAUCAGUAUUCUGGGCGAAAUCAGCAAGACGCAAUCGGAACUCGUGGCCAGACUCAACGACCUGAAGAAGACGCACUCGCUGGCGUGGCCGAUGCCGGUGGAGAAGACCCAUAUGUCAACUGACGUCGACGAUGACGGGUGGGGGGAAUGGGCAGUCGAAGGCGAGAAUGCAGGGACCGUCCCGGAGCCCAUCGAGCCAAACAUUCAAACGGACCGGAUCAUGGACGACGUUCUGAGCGUCUUUGGGCCUCAUCAUCACCUCACUCAGCUUUUCGAAGCGUACUUUUCCGGGUUGGCAGUACGCACUGCCGAGGGUUGGAAAGGCCGGGCGGCGAAGAAGAGCAAAGCAGGUGCGUCGACGGCCUGA
Molecule: messenger RNA, 978 nt
Organism: Dioszegia hungarica
Lineage: Eukaryota; Fungi; Basidiomycota; Tremellomycetes; Tremellales; Bulleribasidiaceae
Exons: 1
Coding region: 1-978 (325 amino acids)
Source: RefSeq, a predicted model, not a curated record